AAAGACUAUCCUUCCCCUCGGUCUACUCGAUUUUAGCCUUGCUCAGGUCCAAUCAGUGAAAUGGAGAUGCCAUUCAAGGAACUUACACCAGGCGGUAGCGCUCGUGCCGUCUCCCGUGCCGUAUUUCGAGCCCACUGAGGAAAAAAAUGUGUUUUCUAGGCGGCGCCGACUCCGCAGAGCACCAGGCUCUUUGAUGAUCAAAGACUCUGGAAAAUGGGUCUCCUCCCCUGUAUUCAAGCCGCCCAAAAGCUCUACAUCCCCAAUGUCCGAGCUUGAAGGGCGAGUCCUUGCGUUACAAACCAUGCAAGUACCAUCGGAUGUCAUGGAAGCAACCCCAGAGUCAGAGGUCGCGCUCUCUCUUCGUUACACGGAUGAGGAGCUAUCGUCGAUGUAUGAAGACUUGUUGGAGGUGCCGCUUACUCAAAAAUCCGUAGAGGUUACGAAGCCCUCUGAGGAAGACAUAGAUACACCUGCCAUGAUUGAAGUGAGAGAACGGAUCCAGGUUUAUAUGCGCGAUGGAGAUUUGUACAGUGCGGAAAGUGCAGUAGAGUCUCUGAAGCUUUCUGGUGUCUCACCGCCCCAAGAUAUCAUCAAUAUCGUGCUUGGAUAUCACGCGCUGCAUGGAAAUGUAGAACGAUUUGAAGGAUUUAUGGUGAAUAUCUUAACUGGCAAACCUUCUGAGAUUCAACGAGACCUACACAUCAAGUCGUACCUGCGUGACCCGGCUGUCUUUGCGUCACGCGCAUUUCCCACUCGUGCUAUCGACCUUCUGCAUAAGUAUGAGGCUUCUGGACUCCAUGCCCCCAUGAAGUCUUAUACACGCAUCAUAUCCUCCCUAUUCUCUGUCUGCCCCUCUCCUUCACCUCCUUCGAUAUCCUCAACACCAGAUGUACCGUUGGGAAGACUGGCUGCAAAUUCACAAGCUUGGGACCUUUUCGCGCACAUGCGCUAUGUGGCGCACCCGACCCCAGAUGCUCAUCUCUACGCAGUGAUGAUCCGCGCUUGUGCUUCAACUCCUUCAACUCCCGAACCUGAGCGUGCCCUAGACCUGUGGACUGAGAUGAUCGACGCGGGAAUCGUGCCGACCAUAGGGGCAUACGACGCCGUGAUCCGUGCUUCCAUCAGGUUUGCACGGCAAAUGCGCGACCGCUUUGGAGGCGGUUCUUCGGAAGUUGGUGGUGGGGACCUUCAAGGGGUUGGUGGGGUGCGUACUUGGACGGCUCUGCUGGAUGGCUGUAAGCGCGUGGGGGAUUUGGGGCGGGCCAGAUGGAUCCUAGCAGAAGCUGUAAGAGCUGAUGGUCUAAAUGAGGAGAUGAUGCAGCACAUGUUCCACGCUUAUGCCGCAUAUAGACCCCCAUUCAAAAGGGGUGCAACCAGGAUCUUGGACGACGGUGUGGUUGUAGCUCCAGCUCCGGCUGCUCCUCCAAAACAAGACGGAUCGCUAGCAAGCGAUACUGAUUGCUCGUCAGACUUGCCUUCAGAAUCUGCAGAGGUUCCUUCAGAUUGCGAUGCAGUUCCGACCGAUUUGUCGCAUAUGAAUACCAUGCCUUCCUUUUCACACCUCCCGCCCCAAUCAUCAGGCGAGGUCAUUGCAGAAGCUAGGGCUCUCUUCCAGAGAAUUCUUCAAGAUACCAACCCUACCUCUCAUUCAUCCUUCAACGUGCCUCCCGGCCCUCUCGCUGGAAAAUUCGAUGUCAGACUCACGCCACGCCUCUUCAAUGCGUACAUGUCCGUGUAUUACUCGCAUGCGAGUCUCGAAAGUGCGCGUGAUGUAUUUGAGAGGCUGUUUUCUUCUUUUGGCGUUGGCCUUAUGGGUGAUUCACGCACUUAUGUCGACGCACUCGAGAAGUGUGCACUUGCAAGGCCGCGUGAACGUGACAUUGCAGGAAAAUGGGUUGAUGAGCUAUGGGCGCGCUGGGAAGAGCUUGAGCGCAAGUGGGUCGAUGGGGCCACAGAGACGACAGUGACUGCCAGGCUGGUCGAGAGAGCGCACACUGCUGUCAGAAGGAUUCAUCUCUUAAACGGUGAUGUCGAUCGUGCAAUUGCACUAAUCCGCAUGUUUAUAUCACGGUAUCCUCCGACCGCGCUACUGCCUCUAGCCCGCAAUCCAUCGUCUGCUCAUAUAGAUGCUCCCAGUCAAGAUAUCAUUAAAAAACGUACAAUCACCCUUUUUGCGAAACCACCCAUCCUCUCGACACGUACAGUUCUCAGUAAUUCAUCCGCUACGCCUCGCCCCCUCGUGCGCCUCACAUCAGCCAUUGGUACACCUGACGAGCGUGUCCCACCCUUGUUAAGUUUUUCGGAUGUGGAAUUGCUACAUGCCCGUUUGGUUGAGCAGGGUAGGGGCAAAGAGGUGGGAUUUCUCAAGUGGGCAUGUAAGGCGUAUGAAGGAGCACUAAGAACUCGUAGAGAAGCUGUUCUUGGAGCGCGGGUUCCGGUUGGGGAGGAUGUUCGAUGAAAGGGAGAGCAGUUCGAGUUGCAGAUACCGAUGCCGACUGCCUCGUGCAUUACAGAUAUGAUAUCUUCCUGCACCGAUCAUGAGAAGUCACACAGGAACAGUUACGACAGUCAUGCAUGGAUCGCUCUUCUCGAGCACGGCAAUAUUGUCCAUA
Messenger RNA from Suillus bovinus, 2612 nucleotides. RefSeq lists its product as uncharacterized. The transcript has 9 exons. The record is from RefSeq and is a predicted model, not a curated record. Gene Ontology annotation, molecular function: protein binding. The coding region runs from base 194 to 2458 and encodes 754 amino acids. NCBI's taxonomy places the organism in Eukaryota, Fungi, Basidiomycota, Agaricomycetes, Boletales, Suillaceae.